Molecule: messenger RNA, 684 nt
Organism: Saccostrea cuccullata (small rock oyster)
Lineage: Eukaryota; Metazoa; Mollusca; Bivalvia; Ostreida; Ostreidae
Exons: 3
Coding region: 7-516 (169 amino acids)
Cellular component (GO): plasma membrane
Source: RefSeq, a predicted model, not a curated record
AAAAAUAUGGAAGCCUCAAAAUUUCAGCUUAUUGCACUGGUGCUUACAAUAUGUGCAGUUGUCUUUCGACUGAUUGGAUUAGCGUCACCUUACUGGAUAUCGUUUGAUAUAAUAAUAUCCAAAGUAAAUUCUGGUUUGUGGAAGACGUGUGCUAAAAUAAUUUUGACCGGAGAUACAGAAUGCAGCGAUGUGAUAGUUACAGAUGACGAUUGGCUCAAGGCAGUCCGAGCAAUGAGCAUCCUUGGAUUGCUGGUAUUGGUAGUAGCAGCAAUCAUGACAGUGUUAAAACUGUUCGUUCUGAAAGACAUGAAACCGAUUCUGUUUGUGGCAAUAGGCACAGCUUUUGCUGGAGCGGUGUUUAUCCUCAUUUCGGUAGCAGUGUAUGCAGCCAAAGUGAACGACUUGUAUGAUUACGUAGACUUUGAUUACCACUUUGCUUUCGCCUUCAGCAUCAUAGGAAUGAUAGCAGCGAUCGGAGCAGGCGUCGUCAUGGUGGUAGAGAUCACGAAAGGAUAACUAAAUAGCAAUUUAGUUCCGUAGAAAACAUUUGGAAAGAAUCAUUUAUAAGACAUUUAAAGUCUAUGUUUUACAGCAUUGUACAAAUAUUUGAAAUUCCAUGUGUAAUUUAUUUUUUCUAAUCAAUUUACUGCAUUUGAAAAAUUGAGAACUUAAAAUUUCAAUAAA